AUGUUGGAGCACUUUGAGUCACUGCCUCCAGCAGUGAGAAGAAAGUUCUUCUCGAAUGUCGAGCGUUUGCGCAUCCGGCUAGCUCAGAGCGAUCACGGUUCCCCUACCUGCUCCACGUCAAACUAUCAGACCGAUAAUCGGGUCUAUCGAGCCCCUCGUCUUGGGGACUCUCACUCGCGUGGUUUACGGACCGGAUCUAGGAAGCGAGGGCUCGAGAAACGUUCUUCUCCUUCCAAGAAAUUACGCAAACCCGGCUCUCUUCAAUUGGCCUACCUGGCCGCCCAGGCGGACUCUCAAUGCUUUCAUUCUCUCCCCGCUAAGAUCCAACAAAAGCUUUUCUCCCCGAAGAACGCAGAUGUUUAAGGAAC
This is a messenger RNA of Penicillium mononematosum, 368 nucleotides long. RefSeq lists its product as uncharacterized. Lineage: Eukaryota; Fungi; Ascomycota; Eurotiomycetes; Eurotiales; Aspergillaceae. The transcript is spliced from 2 exons. The coding region runs from base 1 to 363 and encodes 120 amino acids. The record is from RefSeq and is a predicted model, not a curated record.